GGGAGCAGUGAGGGGGAAGGUCGGGAGUUUGGGGCAAAGUUUUCCUCGCCAGUGUCAAGCUGCUUGUUAAUGUCAGGCUGGCCCAGUGGUGGGAUUCAGCCAGUUCGCACCACUUCGGGAGAACCGGUUGUUAACUUUCUGAGCAGUUUGGUGAACUGGUGGUUGGAAGAAAUCAUUAGGGCAGAGAACCGGUUGUUAAAUUAUUUGAAUCCCACCACUGGGCUGGCCGUAACGAAACCAAGGGACUCGGCUCGCUCGCUCCCUAAAUAGAACGUGAUGGAAUUACGAUGGAACUCUGCUGGAAUUACGUUGCUGGUUUGGAUGUGUUACCAAUCACCAACCGAUCCUAAUAUACAGAUGCCAACACCUGCCAGACUUUGGCCGAUAUUGGAAAAUAUGUCAAUAGCUUUGUUGCCCGGUCCAAAACUUGUGGGGAGUUGCGAUCAGCUCACAUAGGUCAAGAGGUCACACUGUGUGGAUGGAUUCAAUAUAAGAGACAUGAACAGUUUGUGGUUUUGAGAGAUUUCCAAGGACUAACACAGAUACUCAUACCUCAGGAUGAGGUAACUCCUGAUUUGGUUAUGGGAAGUCAACAGGAAGUUGCCUCACCUGAUGACUGUGGGAUUCAGCUAACACCACAAUUGGGAUUGCAGGGAUUGCUGUUGCCAAGUGUUGCGAUUGCGCUUUACAACUGUAUCACUGAGCAAUGGAAAUUCUGGUUUCGGUUUCUGUUGUAAGUGGAGGAUUACCUGUAAUGUUCUACCCACAUUGAUUUCGAGUACUACUGAGACGUCUUCCUGGAUUACUGGCUGCUUCCCAUUUGAGGAAGCUCUUUUCUGAUGCUCCAGUUGAGUCUGUUGUGCGAGUGACUGGGAUUGUUAUUCCCCGGCCUCCUGGACAGGCAAACCCUAGGAUGCAAACUGGAGAUAUUGAAAUAAAAGCAGAAACUGCAGAGGUUCUGAACUACUGUAAGAAACUACCAUUUGAAAUAAAAGAUUUCAUCAAGAAAACUGAAGCACUGCGAAUGCAGUAUCGUUAUUUGGACUUAAGAAGUAUUCAGAUGCAGUAUAACCUCCGACUGAGAUCCCAGGUGGUGAUGAGAAUGCGAGAGUAUCUCUGUAAUCAUUAUGAUUUUGUAGAUGUAGAAACACCAACACUAUUUAAGAAAACACCAGGAGGUGCAAAAGAAUUUGUGGUGCCUUCCCGGGAGGCUGGAAAGUUCUACUCACUUCCUCAGAGCCCUCAGCAGUUUAAACAGCUCCUAAUGAUAGGAGGUCUGGACAGAUAUUUCCAAGUUGCCCGCUGUUACCGAGAUGAAGGUUCAAAGCCAGACAGACAGCCUGAAUUCACUCAGAUAGAUAUUGAAAUGUCAUUUGUGGACCAAGAUGGAAUUCUGGCUUUAAUCGAGGGCAUGCUGCAGUAUUCCUGGCCUAAGGAAAAGGGGCUUAUCAAAAUACCCUUCCCUUCAAUCACCUAUGAUGAGGCGCUAUCCACUUAUGGGACUGAUAAACCUGAUACUCGUUUUGGAAUGCAGAUCAUUGAUGUAAGUCACAUUCUCAGGAAUGCAGAUGUUGGCUUUUUGCAGAACUCUCUCAGUGAGCCCUACGCUACAGUGAAAGCCAUUUGCAUUCCCCAGGGAGCGAAAUAUCUACAGUUUAAAGAUUUGGAAUCCUUAAAUGAAUUGUCAAAAUCCCAAUUUAACCAGUUUAUAUCAUGUUUGAUUUUGAAACCUGAUGGCAACAUGAAGUCCGCGCUUGGAAAGUUCCUUAAUGAAGAGCAAAAAACAGAGCUUAUCAGAACAGUUAAGGCCAAUAUGGAGGAUGUGGUGUUGCUUGCUGCUGGCCAACACAAACAGGUGUGCUCUGCAUUAGGAAAGCUACGUUUGAAGAGUGCUGAACUUCUGGAAGCAAAAGGCCUGUUGCUUCGUGACCCUUCUGCCUUUCACUUCCUCUGGGUGGUAGAAUUCCCACUUUUCCUCCCAAAAGAAGAAAACCCUGAAGAAUUAGAAGCUGCUCAUCAUCCUUUCACUGCUCCCCAUCCUUUGGACGAGCAUCUUCUCUACUCAGAUCCCAGACAGGUUAGAGGUCAACAUUAUGAUCUGGUAUUGAAUGGUAAUGAGAUUGGAGGUGGCUCUAUUCGAAUCCAUAAUGCAAAGCAACAGCGUUUCAUACUUGAGACAGUUUUGAAGGAGAAUACUGAGCUGCUUUAUCACCUCCUUGAAGCUCUGGAGUGUGGUGCACCCCCACAUGGAGGAAUUGCACUAGGGCUUGACAGGCUGAUUUGCCUUCUAGUUGGAGGUUCGAGUAUUCGAGAUGUCAUUGCUUUCCCUAAAUCUUUCAAGGGAAGAGAUUUGAUGAGCAAUGCUCCAGAUUAUGUUGACCCGCAAGAACUUGAGCCAUAUCAUGUGCAGGUUACAUGGCCCUUGACAGAAGUUAAAGCAAGGACUAACUGAAAAUUACCUAUUCUUCAGAAAUCUCAGCAAAAAUACUAAAUCUAUCACUAGUGAACAGAUUAUCCAUACUGUUUGUGGGAAAAGUGAACUGUUGAAAGAAUCAAGGGCAUCCUUCAUUAUACCAUGGAAAUUUCAUUUGUGUAUUUGUUCUAAUGGUAAGUAUGGAAUCAUCACAAAUAUGAGGCUUUACUGUAUUUGUAUAUCUGAAGUACAAUAAGUACAAUAAUGUUAUGUUCAAAAGACCGUAUGUCAUAUUACUAUUAUUAUAUAGUGAUAUAGUCAGAUGCAGUCUUGACAUUUUGUUGUGUUGCCUUUAUGUAUAGAGGAUAUUUGAAGUAUCUGUAGAUUCUGCAGGAGAUUGCCCAUGUUGAAAAUGAGGGGGGGCAUCUCCCCGCACCCCAUUUUUGCUAGCAGAGCCACCGCGGGCUGGUCCUUUGCUAUUUCCAGGCCGGUCCCAUGGGACAGAUCUAAGCACUCUGUGGGCCAAAUCCAGCCUACAGGCCUCGAGUUUGACACCCCGAUGUACUGCAAACAUGGAAACAUAAGACAGAAUGAGCUGAAUAAAAACGAGAAUUCCAAAUUAAUUUUGGAACAUGAAGGUAAUCAAAAAUCUCAAAAAUAUAAUAAAAAUAUAAAUUCAUUGUACUAUUAGCAUAAUUACUCAAAGCUAAGUACUAAGUUUGGCUCCAAUAAUAAAAAAUAUUGAUGGUUCUGGGAGAGCAUUCAGUUUUAUUUUAAAAACAGUGGUUAUUUGAUACUUAACUGGGGGAAUUGUUCUUCAGGGUUUUAAAGUAGAAAUAUAGUAUAGCCGUUAUGGUGAACCUAUGGCACAAGUGCCAGAGGUGGAACACAGAGCCCUCUCUGCUGGCACGCGCACCGUUGCUCCAGGUCAGAUCUCCGUGGCAUUUCUUUCAUGAGUUUCUGUUUCCCUGCAAACAACGGAACAGAAGCUCAUGAAAGAAAAAGAUCUUACCUCUUGCUAUGCUGCUGGUGUUGGGAUGCCCCGCCUCCCGCUGGCCAGCUAAUCUUCGGAUCUCUCCUGUGCAUGUACGCAUCCCCGCGCAUGUGCAUGUUCACAUGUGUGUACCUUUCAGUUUGGGCAUGUGCAUGCACAAGUUUGGGCACUCGGUGUCUAAAAGGUUCGCCAUUACUGCAGUAUAGCCAGUUAGGAAGCAUUUUCCCCAAUUCAUUAAACUUGAUCAGAUAGCAAAACUGGCAAAUUCCUCUAAUACAAGUCAGUAUAAAAAAUAAAGGUAGGGAGAAAAAGAAUCAUUUCAACUUACAUAAUUUGUCUUUUGAUAUUUUUUACUUAAAUAAAACUCCCAAUUAUAUCCAGCCAUAAUAUAGAGGCUGUUAUUUCAGAUUGUUAGGUUUGCUUGUUUUUACGUAUUUUUCAAAAAUUCACAUUUGGACAGUUAUCACUUACAUAGUUUUGUUGAACUUCUGCAAUAAACAUUUGUGUUUUCC
This is a messenger RNA of Ahaetulla prasina, 3919 nucleotides long. RefSeq names its product aspartyl-tRNA synthetase 2, mitochondrial (gene DARS2). Gene Ontology annotation, cellular component: mitochondrion; cytoplasm. The coding region runs from base 914 to 2452 and encodes 512 amino acids. The record is from RefSeq and is a predicted model, not a curated record. Gene Ontology annotation, molecular function: aspartate-tRNA ligase activity; ATP binding; nucleic acid binding. Gene Ontology annotation, biological process: aspartyl-tRNA aminoacylation. The transcript is spliced from 18 exons. Lineage: Eukaryota; Metazoa; Chordata; Lepidosauria; Squamata; Colubridae.